Molecule: messenger RNA, 2437 nt
Organism: Phyllostomus discolor (pale spear-nosed bat)
Lineage: Eukaryota; Metazoa; Chordata; Mammalia; Chiroptera; Phyllostomidae
Gene: OPN3
Product: opsin 3
Exons: 4
Coding region: 147-1355 (402 amino acids)
Biological process (GO): G protein-coupled receptor signaling pathway
Cellular component (GO): membrane; photoreceptor outer segment
Molecular function (GO): G protein-coupled receptor activity
Source: RefSeq, a predicted model, not a curated record
ACGGGGCGCGCCUGGCGGAAGAGGCGGUCCAGCGGGCACACUGGCAAAGUAGGGGGCAGGUCCCGCGUCCCAUCCGGUAGCGAUCGCGCCGCGGGCAAAGCGGGACGCUGAGCACCUCCACCCGCCAAGCGUGCCGUCGCCGGGCCAUGUACUCGGGGAACCGCAGUGGCGGCCAAGGUUUCUGGGAGGCCGGCGGAGCGGCGGGCGCGGAGGGGCCGGGGCCAGCGGGGACGCAGAGCCCCGCGCCACUAUUCACCCCGAGCACCUACGAGCGCCUGGCACUGCUGCUUGGUUCCAUCGCUCUGCUGGGCGUCUGCAACAACCUGCUGGUGCUCAUCCUCUACUACAAGUUCCAGCGGCUCCGCACUCCCACCCACCUCUUCCUGGUCAACAUCAGCCUCAGCGACCUGCUGGUGUCCAUCUUCGGGGUCACCUUUAACUUCGUGUCCUGCCUGAGGAACGGCUGGGUCUGGGACAGUGCAGCCUGCAUGUGGGACGGGUUUAGCAGCAGUCUCUUCGGGAUCGUUUCCAUCGCCACCCUAACAGUGCUGGCCUAUGAACGUUAUAUUCGCAUGGUCCAUGCCAGAGUGAUCAAUUUUUCCUGGGCCUGGAGGGCCAUUACCUACAUCUGGCUGUACUCGCUGGCGUGGUCAGGAGCCCCUCUCCUGGGCUGGAACAGGUACACCCUGGAUGUACACGGACUAGGCUGCGCUGUGGACUGGAAAUCCAAGGACGCCAACGAUUCCUCCUUUGUGCUUUUCUUGUUUCUUGGCUGCCUCAUGGUGCCUGUGGGCAUCAUAGCCCAUUGCUAUGGCCAUAUUCUGUAUUCCAUUCGAAUGCUUCAUUGUGUUGAAGAUCUUCAGACAACCCAGGUGAUCAAGAUUUUAAGAUAUGAAAAGAAAGUGGCCAAAAUGUGCUUUGUCAUGAUAUUCACCUUCCUGGUUUUUUGGAUGCCUUAUAUUGUGGUCUGUCUCUUGGUGGUUAAUGGUUACGGACACCUGGUCAGUCCAACGGUGUCUGUGGUUUCCUACCUGUCCGCUAAAUCAAGCGCUGUCCAUAACCCGCUGAUCUACGUCUUCAUGAUCAGAAAGUUUCGAAGGUCCCUUUUGCAACUGCUGUGUGUCCAGCUGCUGAGGUGCCAGACGCCUGCUCCGGACCUGCCAGCAGCUGGCAGUGAGAUGCAGAUCAGGCCCAUUGUGACGUCCCAGAAAGAUGGCAACAGGCCAAAGAAGAAGGUGACUUUCAGUCCUUCUUCCAUCGUUUUUAUCAUCACCAGUGAUGAAUCACUAUCAACUGGCGACAGUGACAAGACUAAUGUCUCCAAGGGUGAUGCAAUCCAAGUACGACCUUUAUAAGAAUAAACAAUGGUAAGAUGAAAUGGGUACUUAACUGAAUACCACCGUGAGACUCCUGUUAUAAGGACCGUUUUGGAAUCCCCAUUCUGUGUAAUAUCAACUGAGCUUCUGCGGCCCAAAAGGAAAUUCAGAUUGUUCGUGAACUCUCCAGCCUCUGGGAGCAACUGAGCACGGCCAGUCCUUCCCGUUCAAUGGGUGCUUCAUACAGUGAAAAACCUCGCGGGGGCACAAGACAGGUUGAUGGGGGCACCAUCAACUUCUAACACAUUGGGAACUUUCAUUUCAGAUACAGUUUUUAAACGACUGUAUUUCCAAGGCGCACAAUACAUUGUUCCCCAAAAAAUGCAUAGUGCAAAAAUAACUUUGUCUCAUACACAGGUAUUAAAUAGCUAGAAAAGCAGGAAUUUCCUGGAGUGUUGGGUUCUAUUUGGUGUCAUGUCCAAUGUUUGACCAAUUAAAUCGAUCAGAGACCCUUCUAGGAUGAAAGGAAAAUCAAACCCCUAACUCUGUCUGAAACCAAAGAUUUGCUGUAUGUUAGUAUGGUAAAGAGGAGCUUCACACAAAUGUGCUGCUGAGCGGGCUCUAGGAGCUGCUACCGAAAAGCAACACAGCCAGGAAAAUAGGUGGUGGGUUUCAAGGUCAUCGUGGUGUGCAGGCAGUCACAUGUGAACAGAGGAGGUACGUGGUAAGGAUCGUGUUGAUGGAAGACGGCUAUCUCCAUCACGGUGUCCAACCUUCUGGUGUCUCCAGGCCACACCGGAAGAAGAGUUGUCUUGGGCCACACGUUAAAUACACAAACACUAAUAAAAACUGAUGAGCAAAAAAAAAAAAAGGUUUGAAGUAAAUGUACGAUUUUGUGUUGGGCCACAUUCAUAGCCAACCUGAGGUUCAUGUGGCCUGUGGGCCACAGGUUGGACACCCCUGAACCUAUAUCAUUUCAAACAUGAACAUGGCAAGAGUACCUCUCUCUUUAAUAAUUUUCCACCCUUUUGCCAAGCGUUCCGGAUUUAAUUUAAAGAGAGAGUUCCAAAAAAACAAACAAGCUUACAUUUGUAGGGGGAUGAGAGUAAAUGGAGAACUGU